Messenger RNA from Caenorhabditis sp. 36 PRJEB53466, 2373 nucleotides. The record is from the annotation of a GenBank genome assembly. Lineage: Eukaryota; Metazoa; Nematoda; Chromadorea; Rhabditida; Rhabditidae.
AUGACGUCAACUUCUCCGACUUCGAUGAGUAAGUGUCUUCGGAAGUCUCUCGGAUAAGAUGAUGAAGAUUUCAGCCUUGGAAAACACAUUAACGACGAGCGAGAGCAGGAGCGAGAAGGCGUCGGGUGUGAAUGUGAGCAGCCUGCCAAAGGAUUCGCCUGCGGACUCUGGAGGAGACAAAAAGUUCGACAAAGGGGUGGGAAAGAGAGUACUGUGAAUGCAUUCCCUUCUGUUCUUCUUCCAGAUCGAGUUCCUUCUCAGUUGCAUGGGAAUGUCCGUGGGCCUCGGCAACAUCUGGCGCUUUCCGACGCGUGUCUACGAGAACGGCGGCUCCGCUUUCCUGAUUCCCUACAUCCUGUCGGCUCUGUUCUUCGGUCUUCCCGGCGUUUAUCUGGAAUUUGCUCUCGGACAAUAUCAAGGGAAAUCGCCACCGUUCGUCUACCGACGAAUCAUGCCGAUUCUCGAGGGAUUCGGAUGGGUGUCUGCCACGUUGGCAGUCAUCGUCGGCGUCUACUUCAUGCUGAUUAUCUCGUGGAUCAGUGUCUAUUUGUAUAACGUCGUCAUCGGCAAUUCGGAGAUGUGGAGCACUUGUGACAAUGCCUGGAAUGAUGCUGGUUUGUCGGAUUCUUAUUAAGAGUGCAGCUUUGCAACACUGCUCACAGCUACCUGCUUCAACAUCCCUGCUCAGAAACUGUGUGCUGGCAAGAAACCGGCGGGAUGGAAUCUCACUCAGCCGAAGCCCGAACGGUUAAUCUACAUGGAGGGAAAGUGCCGGGACUUUGAUGAUUAUAAGAAUGUCAGUCUGACCGGAGCCACCGAGCAGUACUUCAACAACUUCAUAAUCAACCCCUCCUCCGGGCUCACCGACUUCAAUUCCAUCAACUGGCCUAUCUUGAUUUCAAUGAGUGUCUGCUGGGUGCUCACCGCAAUUCUGAUCCUCAAAGGAAUGAAGCUCAUCGGAAAGAUCUCCUACAUUACCGUAAUCCUCCCCUACAUCAUCAUCCUCGUGCUUUUCAUCCGAGGAGUCACUCUCGACGGCGCGUCCGAAGGCCUUCACUACUUCCUGAUGCGGACGGAUUUCAGUGCUCUUGGCAAGUAUCAGACUUGGACCGCUGCUCUCACACAGCUUUGUUUCUCACUGUCAAUCGGAUUCGGAGGGCUCAUGAACAUUUCGGCGUACAACAAAAAGCAUCACAACUGUUACAGAGUGAGUUUGAGUGAACUAAAAUCUGUUUCUAAAACAUUUGCAGGACGCCAUCUUCCUGAUCUUAGGAGACACGGCGAUGUCCCUGAUUGGCGGUGCCGCUGUCUUCUCAACUCUCGGAUUUCUGGCCAAACAACGCGGAGUCUCAGUGCCUGAAGUCGUCAAAUCGGGGCCUUCUCUCGCAUUCGUCGCCUAUCCGGACGCCAUGAACCAGAUGCCCCUUCCGUGGCUCUGGAGCGCUCUCUUCUUCGUGAUGCUCUUCUUGCUGGGAAUCAGUACUGAAAUGGGUUAGUUGGCAGGUAUCCUCACAGUUCACGCGGUCUUUUUUAGUGAUCGUGGAAGUGAUGUGCUCUUGCAUCGGCGAGCGUUUCGCAUAUCUCCGCAACAAGAGAUGGCUCGUAGUGACCGGAGUCUGUUCCCUUCUCUUUGCAGUUGGAAUCAUUCUAACUACAGAUGUAAGCCCCAUUUGUCUCAUGUAAUACUUUGUGUUUCGUUCUGUAGGCGGGCAUAUUCUGGUUCGAGUUGUUCGAUGAGUACGGCUCUGGAUUCGGAGCCGUGCUCUCCGUCACUGUCAUGUGCAUCAUGGUCUCGUAUGUUUACGGACUCCGCAACUUCAAAUUGGACGUUGUGGACAUGCUGGGGGAGGGAAAUGGAAGUGCUCAAGGUUCUGGGCCAUGCGAGUCCCUUCUUCAGUCUAAACUGGAAGUACCUGAAUCCAGUGUUCGGGAUGAUUCUGAUGGUUUUGGCGGGCUGGCGAUCCUAUCCUUUCCAGGAUAAACCGGAUGUCUAUCCACCACUUUUCGAUGUGAGAUUGACGUGAAAUUCACAAAAGAAACAUGACGAACACUUUUUUUUUCAGAUCGCUGGUUGGUGUUUGACAUUCUUUCCGUUCCUUAUGAUCCCAUUAUGCGCCUACUUGUCUUACAGAAACUUCAAGGAACAAGGAAUUGUGCGUUUAACAGACAGAAAGCAUGAAGAUCGCUCGAUUCUAUUUGCAGCCAACUCGAGGACUUGUCAUGAUCCAGAAGCAGCAUUCGUCGUUCUCCAGAAUUUCGAGCACGUGGUCGGAAGAAAAGAAGGCGAUUGCAGACGAACUUCCUGCGACGGAGCCAGGUCAAGAAGAGGAAGAAGAGGAGGAGGACGGAGAAAGUGAAAUGAACUCUUUUUGA